GAAGUGAGAUAAUAAGCGAAAGUUUCACAAACAGUCUUGGCUGGGGUUUAACACAGAAAGAAGGAAAACAGAGACGUUUUUUGUUUGAAUAUCGUCACGAGCUACUGAAAGGAACAUAACCAUGGCGGGAUUAAGAAAAGCAAAGAAGUAUAACUGGAAGGAUUCCAACAUGGCACUGUUCGGCUCCGACGUCGAGAAGGAAGUCAAAAAGUCUGCUGCCCAGACGGAGCCGGCCUGGGACGGUGCUGGUCAAGCUCCAGGCAUACAGAUAUGGAGGAUCGUGAAAUUCCAGGUGACUCACUGGCCUAAAGAACAAUACGGACAGUUCUAUGAUGGAGAUUCUUACAUCGUUUUAAAGACGACUGACGAGCCUGGAAGUGGUGAAUUAGCCCUACACGUGCAUUUCUGGAUCGGGAAGUACAGCUCCCAGGACGAGUACGGGACGGCGGCCUACAAGACUGUAGAGCUGGACACUCUACUGGACGACAGAGCAGUGCAGCACCGCGAAGUCCAAGGGCACGAAUCAGAACUCUUCAAAUCGUACUUCAACUCUAUCAUGAUUUUAAAAGGUGGAGCUGAGACUGGUUUCCGUCACGUGGCCCCAGAAGAAUACAAGCCAAGGCUGCUGCAUUUCAGUGGAGUUCGAAGCAGGGUAGAGGUCGUGGAGGUAGCGUUCAGCAAACGAUCACUUAAAACUGACGAUGUCUUCAUCCUCGACCUCGGAAGAGAUCUCUAUCAGUGGAAUGGAAGUGGAUCUAACAAGGACGAGCGUUUCAAGGCAAUGUCUUUCCUGUCCAACCUGAAGAUCGAAAGAAAAGCUACGUCUGAAACUCUGGAGGAGGACAUGCUGCACCCAGAGCACAAGUUCUAUGCCGCCCUGCCAGAAACCGAACUUGAAGAUGAGGACAGUGACGACGAAGCAGGUGAAGACAGCAUCGAAGAUAAGUUACUCUACCAGCUUUCCGAUUCUUCUGGUAAACUGGCCAUGAGUCAGGUGAAAACCGGAAACGUGACGCCGUGCGAUUUAAAAUCCGAGGAUGUGUUUUUGCUCCUUCACAAAAGUCUUGGCGUAUUUGUAUGGGUUGGCAAAACAACUUCUGAAAAAGAGAAAAAGAAUGGCAUGACAUAUGCUCACAACUUUUUGCAUGACAGAAAGCAGUGCUAUCUCCCUAUCACAGUGGUUCGUGAGGGACAACAAUCUGCUGACCUGUCACUUGCCAUGACUGCUUGAGUGUUUAAAAGACACUGAUGAACAAUGUGCUAUUCAGUAAGACGCUUGGCUGUCACAAAGUAGCUUAGACGCUUAGAUUCAUAUUGUGCCUCCGUCCAUUUUAGGAUCUAUCCCCUGGUCAUCGGACUCCAGGUCUGCACUCACCAACUGUAAUGAGUGAGGUUGAUCAAUAUACAGUAUGGGAUGACACUUACAUAUAUUUAUCGCACUUCCGUAAAAUAGUAAACCCUCUUGUUUGAUUUAUUUCCCUUUGUUUUAUUUAACUUAAAAAAACAAGUCUUAAGUUUGAGGAAGUUUGACGAGAAAGUUACUAGUUGUGACAAUGUAGUUACUGUGCUAUUUCACACUGUUAAAACUAGCCGUCUUCCGCAAUUUUUAUGAGUGUGAUCUCUCCUUUUUCCGCUGACCAAUCCCAAAUAUCUUAAAGACGAUGGUGACGAAAAUAUUACGGAAUCUGACGUUUUAAGUUUCGUAGCCAAGUCUCACAUUCCAUGCCAAAUUCUUACACAAAGUCAUGACAAAAUGUAACGUAAAAAUAGCCAUGUUAUUAAUUCAAUAUCUAUGAUCUACCUUUCCGCGAUUAAAGUAAUCUAUUUGCCUGUGGGGAAAGGUUAGUGAGUUGAAAGUUUUCUCUAAUAUAAAUUCCGACAUAUUUUGAGCAUUUUAAAAAUGUAUCAUAAUUCGUAUUCGAACGAAGUCCAAUAUUUAAAAUCUUUAUAAGAACAUUUGUAGAGUCGACUUGUUCGGAUUUUCUAGGAGAUUUUAAUGUUGUUAACAUCUAUUUGAUUCUAAUAAAUGAUUGACAAAGCACAGCUACGUUUUUGGGACCCUGAUUCUUUUUUAUUUUGUUUGUUAAUUCACUUGUUGAUGUUCUCUACUUCAUAUCUAUCAAUGUCGAUUAAUAAAUUAUAUGAUAUUUUGAAA
Molecule: messenger RNA, 2155 nt
Organism: Ylistrum balloti
Lineage: Eukaryota; Metazoa; Mollusca; Bivalvia; Pectinida; Pectinidae
Product: gelsolin-like protein 2
Exons: 14
Coding region: 122-1231 (369 amino acids)
Molecular function (GO): actin filament binding
Source: RefSeq, a predicted model, not a curated record